GUGGAAAUGUGGGGCGGACAAUGGAGGGGGCAGAGCGGAGGUGCCAGGACUGCAGGGCGGCCGUGAGAUGCCACACACCUGCCCUUACCUGGAGGAGGAUGUAGAAGGAAAUGAGCCAGCCGCCGCCGCUAAGCCUGUGGCUCGACAUACGCAAAGACAUGAAGCUAAACGAGAGGAACUUGGUGUAUUAUGCCAACUGCAACUCACCCAUAGACAAAAGUGGCUUCCUGUACAAGAAGGGGGAACGCAAUGCCUCCUACCACAGGCGUUGGUUUGUGCUGAAGGGGAACAUGCUCUUUUACUAUGACAAUCAGGAAAGUCGGGAACCGGUGGGAGUUAUUAUACUGGAGGGCUGCAGGGUGGAGCUGUGCGAGUCUACAGAAGAGUAUGCAUUUGCAAUUCGAUUUGGUUAUUCCAAAUCUCGUGCCUAUAUUCUUGCUGCAGAUAGCCACAGUACUAUGGAGUCCUGGGUAAAGGCUCUUUCCAGGGCAAACUUUGAAUACAUCAGGCUUGUGGUGAAAGAACUGCAACAGCAGCUCAUGGAAGUGCAUAAAGGCCAGGCCUCUUCUAGCGGGCCUCCUGCUGCUGCCGAUAGGAGUCCUUCUCUCCACAGGCCGGCUUUGCCUUGCAGCCAGGAGAGGUCAGUUAUAAAGGACAACGGCUGUGCUCCAUGGAGUAACCGUGCGGCUGACCUGCCAAAUGGCCUUACCUAUACCAAUGGGCCACACUACAAAGAUGCAACAUGGCUGUUGGAUGGAAACUCAGUCCAACACCAGUCCUUGGCAUCUGAGCAAACUCAGCAAGUUGGUACAAGUGAACCGUAUGACUCUGAUGAGGCGGCCGAAGUCCGGUACAGCUUCGCAAAGCUUCAUGAUUUCUUUGGGGAAGAAAUUAAGCAACUCCGAGCACAGUGGAAGAGAAGUUUCCAGGAAAAGCCUGGACUGGGAGAUUCUGAGUAAGAGCUGGAUCUUUCAUGUCAAGACUUUAGACAUAAAACAAUCAUCUUAAAAUUCCUUUGCUCCUCACAAGGAGCCAUUCUGUUUACUGCCACGACUGAGAGCUGAUUGUUCUCUUUUUAGCCUUUUUUUUGUGCGCAAAAUACAGGGCAGAUGGUUACAAGAUCUGCACUACCAAAGUGCCACUUUACACUUCUGAUGGUUUUCAGGGUGUUUUCACUUCAGUAACAUCACCAAGAAGAAGGCAUUGAGAAUUAAAUGUGACUUUUUAUGUGUCCAAAUAUUGUUUUAAAAGAUGGUGAAAUCUGCCACACUCAUUAGCACAAUAAUCUUUUAUAUAUUUUAUUAUCCUGCUGUAAAAGAUACGGUUUACUAUGACUUUUAUCUAUAUAUUCUAUCGGAGCCAGGUAUCCAAAGCGCCUAGAAAUAUGCAACUGUUGCUGUUCCUUUACUAGUGAUGUCCAUGGGGGUCGUUAUAUUUUUGGCUUCUUAAAAAUAAGCUGGUAAAAAAACUCUACAGCAGGGGUGAGCAACCUCUGGAACACUGGAACUGUUGUAAGACUACGACUCCCACCAUGCACCGUUCCAAGAACAGUCAAAGUUCUUGGAACUUUAAAGAGGUUUUCUGGGAGUUUUUUUUAGUCCUCUGGAUAGGUCAGUAUCUCAUCGGUGGGCGUCUGACACCCGGGACCCCCCCGAUCAGCUGUUUGAGAAGGCAGUGGUGCUCACAGUAGUGUUGCAGCCUUCUACCUGGUCACCAAGCACAGUUUUACAUUGUAUAGUGGCUGUACUUGGUAUUGUAGCUCAGCCUCAUUCACUGCAAUGGGGCUGAGCUGCACCUAGGCCAGUAAUGGCUAACCUCUGGCACUCCAGCUGUGGUGAAACUACGACUCCCAGCAUUCCCCGUUCAUUUCUAUGGAGUUCCAAAAACAGCCAAGCAAGAGUGCAUGCUGGAACUUGUAGUUUUACCACAGCUAGAGUGCCGGAGGUUAGCCAUCACGGACCUAGGCCAUGUGACCGAAGAACAUGAUGUCACUGGCCUAGGCAAAGCUGGAGGAAGUUGCGGAGCUACUGAGAGCGCCACUGCCUUCUGAAACAGUUAAUCGGCAGGGGUCCCGGGUGAUGGUACCCCACCGAUAAGAUACUGAUGACCUAUGCAAAGGAAACCCUCUUUAAGCAUGUUUGCAUGCUGGGAGUUAUAGUUUGACAAAAGCUGGAGUGGCAGAAGUUGCUGAUCCAUGCUCUACAGAAUCCUUUGGUCUCUGCCCAAGAGCAUUAAAUGAAGCUGUUAGGAUUGUGGUGGUGACUAGGAUGUCUAUCUAUGACAUGUUUAAAUCACAUUGGCAGUGCCUAACACUCUGCCUAAACGCCCCCUGCCAUUCAUAGAAAGUGCCUUCCUCAUAAUAUAUAAGCACAAUGGCAGCAUCUUUCUGUAUUAAAAAUAUUAGAACAACAUAAAAUCAUCUCCCUUCCGUUAAUCUUCUCCAUAGGGAAGAUGCUGGUUAAUGGGAAGCACGUGCUUUUCUGUUACACAUCUGUGGCUUCUAUGAUUUCAUUGAAUGUGCUGACUCACAGCAAACGGUUGUAUAUUUCUCUAUUUUCAGCAGGGCGGAGAGUUGUAUUUCAUCUGCUGGUUCAUUAUCUCCUUUCC
Bufo bufo (common toad) is the source of this 2607-nucleotide messenger RNA. RefSeq names its product PH domain containing endocytic trafficking adaptor 1 (gene PHETA1). The transcript has 2 exons. Lineage: Eukaryota; Metazoa; Chordata; Amphibia; Anura; Bufonidae. The record is from RefSeq and is a predicted model, not a curated record. Gene Ontology annotation, biological process: retrograde transport, endosome to Golgi; receptor recycling; endosome organization. Bases 111 to 959 code for a protein of 282 amino acids. Gene Ontology annotation, cellular component: early endosome; recycling endosome; trans-Golgi network.